AUGAAUGCUUUGCGCAAUCGUCACUGGUCCAGGAUGAGCCAGCUCGCCCCCAUCUUCGGUGUCUUCAUCGCUAAAGAGGACGACAAGGACGCAAGCGAGAUCUCCCUUGGUGGCCGUGUCCUGGGCCGGUACCUCGACCACGGGUUUGCUUCCCAGGUCAUCAUGGCGAAGCAACUCCUGGCCACAGCCACAAGGGUCGCUGUGCUCAUCCUGCAACAAGUCAGCAUUAUCACAACAUCUUCUCUCAGCUUCGAUGCAACAUGUGAAAUGGGCGGAUGUUCGCUGAGUUCUCUCAACUUCGUGGAAUCUGCUGAAAGCUCGGGGGUCGGCGAUGCGACUCUCGGCCAGAUGAAGCCCAGCAUUGCCCGACAGCAGAGCGCAGUGCGCAGCGUGCAUGUGACUUCUUUCCUGGCGCUCCCUCCGCUCGGCAAAGGCACCCUUCCCAAGAGGGUUGAGCGGCCCAUUCCCGGCACCGCCGGCACCGGCACCGCACCAGAUCUCGCCUCGGCCCUUGCAGCCCUCAAGGCCGCCAAAGAGGCCAAAGAGGCCACGGUGCCUUCGGAAGCGCCGGCUGAGUCGAGUAAGACCUCUGCGCCUGUCAAGAUCCUGGAUCAAAGCUGCGACGGCAGCCAGCACACCCCGGAUUUGGCAGGAGAACUUGCAGCGCUCUUGGCAAAGAAAAACCAGGAAAAUGCGACACAGGCUUUGGCAAAGCCAUCUGCCGAUCACUUGCAUACCGUCCGUCUUAUCAAGCAGUACGUCCCAAUCGAAAAGAAUGGCACUGUUGUGGCAUACAAGACUGCAUAUUUCGGGAAGAUCCAUGUGGGCAGUCCGCAGCCGCAGAACUUCACGGUCGUGUUUGAUACGGGCUCUGCUCACUUGGUCAUACCGAACAGCGCCUGUCAGCGAGAUACAUGCCUCAAACACAACAGAUACAACGAGUCUAUGUCGGAAAGUGCGGUGCCCAUAGAGCACGAUGGCACUGUUUUGCCAAAGGGAGGUAUUUCUCAGCACUCCGUGAGCAUUACCUUCGGCACAGGUAAGGUCUCAGGGACGUUUGUGAAAGACAAGGCAUGCCUCGGAGCCGCGGAUUCGGAAAACCCAGGCUGUGCCACGGUGAACAUGGUUGUUGCCAAUGACAUGAGUGACCAACCUUUUAGCUUGUUUCACUUUGAUGGCAUCCUGGGGCUGGGCUUGGAAGCUCUUUCUCUCGGGCCUGGCUUCAGCUUCUUCGGGCAAAUGGCCGCCGAGCUGCCGAUGCAAUCCCGAUUUUCGGUCUUUCUUGCCCGCAGUGAUCAGGGCCAGAGCAGCAUCUCCUUCGGAGGUCACGAUGAGAGCAAAGCCGCUUCAGGCUUCUCCUGGGUACCCGUGGCCAAGCCGGAGUUGGGCUACUGGCAGGUGCAAGUAUAUCAGGUGAGGAUUGGUGAUGAAGUCCUGGAUGAGUGCGCAGACGGAGGCUGUCGUGCCAUCCUGGAUACGGGCACAUCGCUGCUCGGAGCCCCGCGACAGGCAAUCAAGACACUCCAUUCGCUGCUGUCUCGAAAUGUCCUAGUUGCUCCACAGGGCAUCGGCAACGGGGAAGGCUUCGUCACGCAAGAGAUGGCAGACCAAGCACUGGCAAGAGAUUGCAGAGAGCAGGAGGGCGCUCUUCUGACUUUCGACUUGGGACCGGAGGUUCCCGGAAUCGCCUUGGAUCCGGAGGACUACUUUCGACCAAAGCCUUUCAAUAUGACUGUGCCUGAGGCUCCGGAUGCCUGGAAGCUGACCUGUCGGUCGCUUCUGCUGCCUCUGGAUCUAAAGGAACCUCUUGGCCCCCGAACCUUCAUCCUGGGCGAGCCGGUUCUCAGGAGCAGCCAGCUGACUGGGCCUCACGCCGAGUCGGCUUUGCAAAAGCUGACCAUAGUCAAGAUGGUGAAGUCGAGGAACGAGACUGUGGACAUAUGCGAUACCGGCGACUGCACUGCAAUUGCAGACACAGGGACAUCUCUCAUAGGUGUGCCAAAGGCCUAUGUCCAGAAGAUGCAUUGGCUCUUGGCGCGACGGGUUGACGAUGACAAAGUGCCGCCGGCAGACUCCUCGGAGUAUUUUGACUGCCGGAACCAGCAAGGGCCGGACAUCGUCUUUGACCUCGGUGACGGGCUAGAGCUUACCGUUGGCGCAGAGGAAUACUCCCGUCCAGCAGCCCUCCGUGUUAUCACGAAUGCCACUGGCGAGGCCGAGAAGGGACUGUUGAGCAAGUAUGUGGACGUGGAAGAUGAAGAUGCCAGGAGGAGCUAA
Molecule: messenger RNA, 2277 nt
Organism: Symbiodinium sp. CCMP2592
Lineage: Eukaryota; Dinophyceae; Suessiales; Symbiodiniaceae
Source: the annotation of a GenBank genome assembly